Papaver somniferum (opium poppy) is the source of this 711-nucleotide messenger RNA. RefSeq lists its product as uncharacterized. The transcript is spliced from 2 exons. Bases 1 to 711 code for a protein of 236 amino acids. NCBI's taxonomy places the organism in Eukaryota, Viridiplantae, Streptophyta, Magnoliopsida, Ranunculales, Papaveraceae. The record is from RefSeq and is a predicted model, not a curated record.
AUGGAUGAAAAACGAUUGGUUAUUCAACUUGUUAAUGGACUUCCGGAGGAAUACAACACUGUUGCCUCCUUCAUUCAACAAUCGAUGCCUUCUUUUGACACUGCUCGAUCUCAACUACGUACUGAGGAGAUCCGACGUGAAAAUCUAUCCAGUUCCGGCUCGCACACUGCCAUUGCAGCCGCCAACAGCCGCCUUCUUCCGCCUCCUGCAUCUGUUUCUUCACGAUCGUUAGCUCCAGAACAUCACAGAAUUUCGCUGGGUCCUGAACACAACAAAAUUUCGCUUGGCCGGGAAGAGCCUCUCCUUCCAACUCCAUCAGGCCCACGAAAUCACUACCCAACAACUACUGCUCGGGCUUCACACUGGCAAGCGCCUCUGCUGUCAACUCCCCCAAGCCCAUAUCCUACCACUACAGGAUACCACUCAACAGAUCCGUACUGGGCUUCUCCACACUACUUCACUGGACGUGGCCGGGGACGACAUUUCCGUGGGCGUGGACGUGGCCGUGGUCGAAGCACUUUCCCAGGCCGUUCACCACAAGCGUACCUCACUCCCACCACGGAAUACCUUCACCCAUCAGACAUUGCCGAAGCAUACAACUCCAUGAGCAUUCGAACACCUGAGGAUGACUUUUAUGUGGACACUGGCACAACUUCACACAUCACCUCGGAUCCAGGACUUGAGCUCGAGGAAGACUAUUCUACGAUGUGA